AUUCACUCGCUCUUAUCACAAAACCCAAACCCUCCCAACUAUUCCACGCGCCUACACACUCCACGCUCCUCACUCUACGAAAGUAUAUAACAUCAAACGGCGUCGUAUAACCGAAAGUGAACACACUUGCGCGUGGGUUUAAUAUAUAUCUUUUUUUAAUAGCCCACCUGACUCUUUCCCUUUAUUCUUCUAUCUCCCUUUCUUUUUCCCAUUUUCUUCAAUUUCCCCCAAAAAAAUAAUUUAAUCAAAUCUCUCUUCUCUCUCUCUAAUGGCGGCGACAUUAGGCAGAGACCAGUAUGUGUACAUGGCGAAGCUCGCCGAGCAGGCGGAGCGUUACGAAGAGAUGGUUCAAUUCAUGGAACAGCUCGUUACAGGCGCUACUCCGGCGGAAGAGCUCACCGUUGAAGAGAGGAAUCUCCUCUCUGUUGCUUACAAAAACGUGAUCGGAUCUCUACGCGCCGCCUGGAGGAUCGUGUCCUCUAUUGAGCAGAAGGAAGAGAAUCGUAAGAACGACGAGCACGUGUCGCUUGUCAAGGAUUACAGAUCUAAAGUCGAGACUGAGCUUUCCUCAGUUUGCUCUGGAAUCCUUAAGCUCCUUGACUCGCAUCUGAUCCCAUCUGCUGGAGCUAGUGAGUCUAAGGUCUUUUACUUGAAGAUGAAAGGUGAUUAUCAUCGUUACAUGGCUGAGUUUAAGUCUGGUGAUGAGAGGAAAACUGCUGCUGAAGAUACCAUGCUCGCUUACAAAGCAGCUCAGGAUAUCGCAGCUGCGGAUAUGGCACCUACUCAUCCGAUUAGGCUUGGUCUGGCCCUGAAUUUCUCAGUGUUCUACUAUGAGAUUCUCAAUUCUUCAGACAAAGCUUGUAACAUGGCCAAACAGGCUUUUGAAGAAGCCAUAGCUGAGCUUGACACAUUGGGAGAGGAAUCCUACAAAGACAGCACUCUCAUAAUGCAGUUGCUGAGGGACAAUUUAACCCUCUGGACCUCCGAUAUGCAGGAGCAGAUGGACGAGGCCUGAGGAUCUAGAGGAAGGGGGGAGAGUGUUAUGCCCGAUGUUUCCGCCACCAAAUGGAUCUCAAAAUCCCCAUAACCUUUGCUCAAAAACUGUGAACAUAUUUAAGUGUUUAUGAUGAUUAUGAUUGUGCACAGCUUGAUGAUUUAUCUACUCUACUAAACCUCUUCUCUCUUAAUAUUUAUUGUCUCUUGACUCUGCUCAAGCCUUAAAAAAACUCUUUCUCCUCUGGUUAAAUUA
Arabidopsis lyrata subsp. lyrata is the source of this 1249-nucleotide messenger RNA. Its product is annotated as 14-3-3-like protein GF14 lambda. Gene Ontology annotation, cellular component: cytoplasm. The record is from RefSeq and is a predicted model, not a curated record. NCBI's taxonomy places the organism in Eukaryota, Viridiplantae, Streptophyta, Magnoliopsida, Brassicales, Brassicaceae. The transcript is spliced from 4 exons. The coding region runs from base 269 to 1015 and encodes 248 amino acids. Gene Ontology annotation, biological process: signal transduction.